AUGGCUUCAGGAAAUCUCACAUGGUUGAUGGAGUUUAUUCUUGUGGGAGUCUCAGAUGAUCCAGAGCUCCAAAUUCCCCUCUUCCUGGUCUUCCUGGUGCUUUAUAUGCUGACUGUGGCAGGGAACCUGGGCAUCAUCACCCUCACCAGUGUUGACCCUCAACUUCAAACACCCAUGUACUUUUUCCUCCGACACUUGGCUAUCAUCAAUCUUUGCAAUUCUACUGUCAUUGCCCCUAAAAUGUUGGUUAACUUCCUGGUUACCAAGAAAAUCAUAUCUUACUAUGGAUGUGCAACCCAACUAGGUGGAUUCUUGCUUUUCAUUGUGGCUGAGAUUUUCAUACUGGCUGCAAUGGCCUAUGAUCGCUACGUGGCUAUUUGCCACCCUCUGCUCUAUGCAGUAGUGGUGUCUCCAAAACUGUGUUAUCUGCUGGUGUCCCUCACAUACCUUCAGAGUCUUAUCACGGCACUGACUGUCUCUUCCUGUGUGUUCUCUGUGUCAUACUGUUCUUCCAACAUCAUCAACCAUUUUUACUGUGACAAUGUCCCUUUGCUAGCACUGUCCUGUUCUGAUACCUACAUUCCAGAAACAGCAGUGUUUAUCUUUUCAGGGACCAACUUGUUUUUCUCCAUGACUAUUGUCAUAAUAUCCUACUUCAACAUUGUUAUUACCAUUUUGAGGAUACAUUCCACAGAAGGACGACAGAAAGCCUUUUCCACGUGUGCUUCUCAUAUGACAGCUGUGGUUGUGUUCUAUGGAAGUCUCCUUUUCAUGUAUUUACAACCAAGGACUAAUCACUCAUUAGAUACUGACAAAAUGGCCUCAGUCUUCUACACCCUGGUGAUACCAAUGUUGAACCCCCUAAUUUACAGCCUCAGGAACAAGACCGUGAAGGCUGCACUAAAGAGAUUCUUAGAAAACCCAUGCCGAUCACUCAAACUAAUGUAA
Molecule: messenger RNA, 948 nt
Organism: Saimiri boliviensis boliviensis (Bolivian squirrel monkey)
Lineage: Eukaryota; Metazoa; Chordata; Mammalia; Primates; Cebidae
Product: olfactory receptor 8J2
Biological process (GO): G protein-coupled receptor signaling pathway
Cellular component (GO): membrane
Molecular function (GO): G protein-coupled receptor activity; olfactory receptor activity
Source: RefSeq, a predicted model, not a curated record